Messenger RNA from Formica exsecta, 2491 nucleotides. RefSeq names its product nucleolar MIF4G domain-containing protein 1 homolog. Gene Ontology annotation, molecular function: RNA binding; protein binding. The transcript is spliced from 9 exons. Bases 97 to 2445 code for a protein of 782 amino acids. Gene Ontology annotation, biological process: ribosomal small subunit biogenesis. The record is from RefSeq and is a predicted model, not a curated record. Lineage: Eukaryota; Metazoa; Arthropoda; Insecta; Hymenoptera; Formicidae. Gene Ontology annotation, cellular component: nucleolus.
GUAUAGAGUUCAGUGAGAAUGACGCACGUGUCACGUAUGUAAUGAAUUGAGAGGUUAGAACGGAUUAGAACUGUGAAGUUAACUUUUACGUGUGAAAUGGGACGUAUUAAGACUGAACCGGCAAAGAAAACGCGCAAAAUAUUACGCAAAGAGAAGAGACAACGAAAGAAGAUAAAUAGAGCAGCGUUUUAUCAAAAGAAAAAUCAAAAACAAGGAAAGAAUGAUAUUGAACAGAGGCUGUCAACAAAGGCGCAAAAACGACAGAAGCCUAAAAAUAUGAAGGAAGGAAACAUGGAAAUAAAAAUGAAAAAACAAAGAAUGGAACAAUUAAAACGGGCCAAUCUAGAAGAGGAUAAAAUGAUUAAACAGUUAGAGAAACGAUUGAAGUUAAACAAACGGAAGAGCAAAUCCACUCCAAAAUCUUUCACAUCAGAUGGCUUAGAUUAUCUUUUGGAUUUCUGUGAUUCUGAGAGUAGGAGUCACAUGGUUGAAACUGAGAAACAAUUAUUAGAAACUGGAUUGAGCACUGAAUUUGAAGAGGAUUUGAAUAUAGCUAUUGGUGCUGAAGAUAAUAUCGAGGAUGAAGAUGAAAAAUUAGAUAGAGAAAGUAACAUAGAUAAUAAUGAAGACUUUGAACAAGAUAUGGACAAUGAAAGUCUUUUGACUAAUGAAAAUUCAGGUCAAGAUGAUAGUGAAGAUAUUUCUCUAGAAGAGACAAAUAGUAUAAAUGUUGAAACUGAGAAAUAUUCAACAGCAAAUGAUGAGGAUGAGACAGAGAAUGAAAAGUCGAGACAUGCAUUAGAGCAAUUAGAUGAUAGUGAAGGCUUGUGGGAAGAUAUUUAUGGUAGGCAAAGAGAUAAGAAAGGCAAUAUUGUAUCAAAGAAAUAUGUACCACCUGCUGCACGUAUUACAAACAUAGAUAUCUCUGUUGGCAGUGAGAAAGCUCAUAGAUUGGAAAGGCAAUUGAAAGGUAUCCUAAAUAGAUUGGCAGAGCAAAAUAUGCAUACUAUUGGGAAUCAGGUAGAGGAAAUGUAUAUGUUAAAUAGUCGUAAUAACAUGAAUGUAAUGUUAUCCAAAUUAAUGAUGGAAAGUAUAGUUGUACCAGUACUAACUCCAGAUGGACUUAUCUGUGAACAUAUGAUGUUGAUUACUAUAUUACAUGCAAAUAUUGGUACAGAAGUUGGUGCACAUUUUUUGUUGACUAUUAUAAGAAAGCUCCACCAGAUGUUAGAAGAAUCGCAUUGUGUUGAGAAUAAAGAAUUAGAUAAUAUGAUCCUUAUGAUUUCACAUCUAUAUAAUUUCAAGGUAUAUGGUCAUCAGCUUUUGUAUCAAAUAUUAGAGAAAUUGGUAGAAAAAUUCACAGAGAAAGAGAUUGAACUAAUUUUACUGAUUUUAAGAACAGUGGGUUUUCAAUUAAGAAAAGAUGAUCCAAUUGCAUUGAAAGAACUAAUAUUAAAUUUGCAACAAAAAGCAAACAAUGCUACUCUGGAAAAUUCAAGAGUCAAAUUUAUGUUAGACGUAUUACUGGCACUAAAAAAUAAUAACAUGAGCAAAAUACCUCAGUACGAUCCAUCUCGGAUAGAACAUUUGAAGAAAAUUUUAAAAAAUUUUAUCCAUAAGGGUAAUAGCGUUACACAAUUUAAUGUAACUCUAGAAGACUUAUUAGAAGUUGAUGAAAGAGGAAAAUGGUGGAUAAUAGGAUCAGCCUGGUCUGGCCUCAAAGAUAUUACUAAAUUCGAAAAGUCCUCAGAAGACAAGAAACGAAAAUACGGCGAGAAAAUAUUGGAGUUGGCACAAAAGCAAAGGAUGAAUACUGAUAUUAGAAGAGAUAUCUUUUGCGUGCUAAUGACAGCUGAAGAUUAUUUAGACGCGUUUGAGAAGAUUCAUCAUCUUGGUUUGAAAAAUCAGCAGCAAAGGGAAGUAAUUUAUGUUAUCCUCAAUUGCUGCAUUCAAGAGAAAAAAUUUAAUCCUUAUUAUGCAGUACUUGCACAAAGAUUAUGUGACUCUGACAGAAAAUAUCAGUUAACUAUACAGUAUGCAUUGUGGGAUAAAUUGAAGAUAUUAGAAGAUUUAAAUACAAAACAGCUAACAAAUCUAGCAAAGUUCUUGACCCACCUAUUUUUAGGCAAAGGUCUCCCUCUUUCUGUUUUAAAAGUGGUCCAAUUUAUUGAAUUAGAUAAACUAACCAUGAGACUUAUACGACAAAUUAUGUUAGGAAUAUUGUUACAUGAAAAUGAAGAGGCCUGUUUAGAAGUGUUUGGAAGAAUAUCCUUAUCUCCAAAGUUGCAAACUUUUAGAGAAAGUCUUAGAUUAUUUAUAAAUCAUUUCCUCGUAAAAAAUACCAGUGCUAAUGAAAACUUGCAGAAACAAAGUGAAUUAUUGAAUAAACGGGCAGAAUGGGUAGAUAAAAUAUUAAGUACUCGAGAAUCAAAACUUAUAUUUUAAAAUUUUAUAAUAGAUGUAUAUGUAAAAUAUAUGUAAAAUAUAUGUA